Messenger RNA from Bufo gargarizans (Asiatic toad), 654 nucleotides. RefSeq names its product gastrula zinc finger protein XlCGF49.1-like. Gene Ontology annotation, cellular component: nucleus. Gene Ontology annotation, biological process: regulation of transcription by RNA polymerase II. The record is from RefSeq and is a predicted model, not a curated record. Bases 1 to 654 code for a protein of 217 amino acids. The transcript is spliced from 2 exons. Gene Ontology annotation, molecular function: DNA-binding transcription factor activity, RNA polymerase II-specific; RNA polymerase II transcription regulatory region sequence-specific DNA binding. NCBI's taxonomy places the organism in Eukaryota, Metazoa, Chordata, Amphibia, Anura, Bufonidae.
AUGUCUGCAAGUUCUGAAUAUGGGAGAGAUUUAAAAAACAAAUUUAAUCUUUCUGUGCACAAAGAAAUUCAGAAAGAAGAACAACCAUUUUCAUGUUCUGAAAGAGACAACAUGUUUAAUGUGUUAUCAAGUUUUGCUCAACAUCAGAGAAAUCCCACAGGAGAGAAGCCGUACUCAUGUUCAGAAUGUGAGAAAACUUUUACUGCGAAAUCACGUCUUCUUAAACAUCUCAGAAUUCACAAAAAAGAGAAGCCAUUUUCAUGUUUAGAAUGUGGGAAAAGUUUUAGUCGGAAAUCACAACUUGUAGAUCAUCAGAGAACUCACACAGGAGAAAAGCCAUUUUCAUGUCAGGAAUGUGGAAAGUUGUUUAAGCGUAAACAUCAUCUAGAACCACAUAUGAGAAGUCACACAGGAGUGAAGCCAUUUUCAUGUUCGGAAUGUGGGAAGUGGUUUAAGAGUAAACAUCAUCUUAAGAUACACCUGAGAACUCAUACUGGGGAGAAGCCAUAUUUAUGUUUAGAAUGUGAAAAAUAUUUUGCUGACAAAGGUUGUCUUGUUAAACAUCUCCAAAUUCACAUUGGGGAGAAGCCAAUUUCAUGUUCUGAAUGUGAAGACUGGAUGAAAGGCUCCCAAGGUCAUCUAAUUGUAACUUAA